AACUACCGCCGCUACUACCGCUGUUGACAGAGAGGACGACGAGUUCAAUGGAUGUAUCUGUUGGUGGGGUGGACGGAAGGAAAAAACAAAGUGUUUGACGUAAAACUAACCGCGUAUAGAUACAUGUGUUUAUUUACACCUGUCAGAAUUAGUGUUCGAAAUUCAAUCGGCCGCAUACGGUGAAAAAAAAAUCCAACUGUCACGACAGAUUCGACUUUCAGUGGAAAUUACAUAGGUGGGGGAAUGGAAGGUGAAACAAGAGAAGAUAUCGACACUCUGAUCGAUCGGUUGCGCCAAAUACAGCUCAAGUAUGAUGAAAAAAAUGAUGAGGAUCUUAAUAUUAUUGAAGUACUCGAUACUUUUGGCUGUAUCGGCAAUAUAUCCAUCCAAGAUGAUUCCAACGUUGAGAUAGACGAUAUUUUUUUAAAACUCUUGCACAAUGAAUCUAGCAAAAUUGUUGCAAAAACAGCAAAAGCUAUAGCCGAGAUAGCGAAAACAGAUAGAGGGAGGGAAAAAUGUACGGACAGCAAACUCACUGAGAAAUUGAUGGAAUUGUUGAAGAGAGACGACAUUGAAGUUGUCACUCAAGCCACAAGGGCAUUGAGCAAUAUUUGCUAUGAGAAUGAAAAAGGUAACAAAAUGGUGCAACAAAAUAAUGGCCUGAGUCAAAUACUGACAAUUCUCCAAAGGAGUGUAAAUCUAAACGGAACAGAGGGUGCAGCUUUAUUGAGAACAACAGCUGCUGGAUUUUUAUUGAAUUUUUUAGUCGACCAAAGUUCCUUGCAGGAAAAGGCACUAAAAGCAGAUGUUAUACCGAUAAUCUGCAGCGUUUUAGAGGUAGACGGUACGAACAACGAUGGUAAAGCAGCGAUGCACGCUCUUUUGACUCUGGGUCUUUUCAAUGAUUCGGGAAAUCAGUUUCUCGAUGAAAGAUUGUGCAAAAUUCUCGUUGAUAUUCUGGCGAAACCUGUUCUAUCUGAACUUUCAGAAAUGUGUCUCGAGCUGGUGCAUGGACAAGCUGAGAAUGAGAACGCCAAGCUUCUAUUUGCAAAGACUGGGUUUUGUGAGCUACUUUUGCAAUUGAUCGAGAAAUACGGGCCACGAUGUACGGACGAGGAAACGAGAUCCAUUCUCAAAGUCGCUUGCAAUUUAAUUGUGCUUAUACUAACCGGAGAUGAGAGUAUGAACUUGUUGUACGACGGUAGUAACGGAAAAGUUUACAAGAAACUUGUCGAAUGGCUCGAUAGUACGGAUGAGGAUUUACAAGUGACUGCUAUUUUGGCAAUGGGGAACUUUGCCAGCACAGACGCUCACUGUCAAUUAAUGGUGGAACAAGGGAUCCAUCGUAAACUAUUGCAAUUACUUGGCGACGACGUCGGUAAAAAUGGUGGAAUUAGAUUUCAGCAUGCUUUGCUGAGCGCUCUACGAAAUCUCGUUAUUCCAGCGAGUAACAAACCGAUUGUACUCGCCGAUGGCCUCGUCGAUGUUGUUUAUCCAAUGCUGGAGAUCCCAACAUUCCCCGUCGUUUUUAAAUUACUAGGAACUCUCAGGAUAGUCAUUCAGGGACAGCAGGAGGCUGCGAUAUUAUUGGGAAAACGUGACGAUCUAGUCAAAAAAGCAGUAGCCUGGUGCGCUACGGAAGAUGAUGCCGGAGUUCAGGGAGAAGCAAAUCGAUUGAUCGCUUGGCUCGUUAUUCACAGCAGGGAUAAGGAAGUCGUGGCAAAAAUAAUAAAAUACGGAGGAGUGGAACAUCUCGUCAAAAUGAUAACCGCGCAACACGCGCUUAUGCAAAACGAAGCACUGAUGAGUCUAUCAAUAUUGUCGGCGAUAUCUCUGAUAGAAUCAGAAGAAGCCCUUAUUCAAGCCGAAGUAGGCCAGGCGCUUGUGCAAUUUUUUGAGCAGAAGGAUCCGCAACCCGAUCCAGCUUUAACGAGCAAUGCGCUCACACUAACUUCCAACCUACUCAAGUCCAAAUCAGAAGUUUUGAUAGAGCAACUGCAGAAAUCCGUAGGCCGUGUGUGUGAGAGGGGUUCGAUCGUAAUUGCGACUGAACCGACGACAGCUUGAAGCAUUCUCUCCUCGUAUCUCAUCUGUACAGAACGAAAACGAAAAACAUAAUAAUAAGCUGGAAUAAAGAUAAAAUUGAUGAGCCAUUAUCCGCUGUCACAGACGCAUCGCACUGUGAAUAAUUGAUGAGUUAAUCAACAAACGGGACUCGCCUCAAACGUUUAUUCAGAGACUGAUAUCUAUCUAUACCGACCUCAACCGAUGAAUAAGGAAAAGAGAAGCCCCAUAGAAUCAUCAAGUCAGAGAAUGACGAUUAUUUAUUUUACUACAAGGUUUAUGUAUAUGUACUUUGGAUGCGUGACGAGCGAGAAUCAAAUAUCUAAAAGAUUGCGAAUAAAAAAAGAAUGUUUGGUAGAUUCGAAAUUGUGUUAUAUUUUCAUGAGGGAGGGCCGACGACGUUUAUAUUUUAUGAUAUGCGGUUGUACGACUAUAAACAACGGGGCGAUCGAGAAUCCAACGACGAUAUUAUUCUCAUGUAGAUUUUCUCGAAUAAAAUUAUGUGGCUGUAUCA
Molecule: messenger RNA, 2578 nt
Organism: Venturia canescens
Lineage: Eukaryota; Metazoa; Arthropoda; Insecta; Hymenoptera; Ichneumonidae
Gene: vimar
Product: visceral mesodermal armadillo-repeats
Exons: 10
Coding region: 244-2067 (607 amino acids)
Biological process (GO): positive regulation of GTPase activity
Cellular component (GO): cytosol
Molecular function (GO): protein binding; guanyl-nucleotide exchange factor activity
Source: RefSeq, a predicted model, not a curated record